Dermacentor silvarum is the source of this 4509-nucleotide messenger RNA. RefSeq names its product mitogen-activated protein kinase-binding protein 1-like (gene Wdr62). The record is from RefSeq and is a predicted model, not a curated record. Lineage: Eukaryota; Metazoa; Arthropoda; Arachnida; Ixodida; Ixodidae. Gene Ontology annotation, cellular component: mitotic spindle. Gene Ontology annotation, molecular function: protein binding. Gene Ontology annotation, biological process: mitotic spindle organization; regulation of mitotic cell cycle.
UUUCAUUUUCCACCCUUCUUUUUUCUUUGGAGUACGGUGCGUGCGUGACAGACGACUGCAGCAAGUUGUGAGGCGGUUGGGGCUAUUGAGCUCACACCUUGCGAUGAACUGUGAAGAUUGGGCGAACGCUUUGCAACCGUAGCAGACAUGUCUCCGGCCGAAUGUCUACGCUCGCUGUGGACGUAGAACCACAUGAAGUCACGAAGUGGUUUGUGUGCGCGCUCUGCUGCUCGUUCCACAAUUGUCCGCUGCUGCUGACGUGUGUGCGUGUUCACCGUUGGCGCACUGCUGCAUAAGCGCUGUCGCUUUCGCGUCAGCGCACAAUAUCCGUACACCCGUGUGACUGCGUUGAUGUGCCACACUGUCGAUUUGUCGGCUGAUGCUUCGGCCUGCAGCGAACCCGCCCGCCGCCACUCCAGAUGGAGGAUCCAUGCAGCGGGGUACCACGCGUGGUGCGAGCACCGGCCCUCAAGCGAGGCCGUGCGGACGCGACGCCACUCUCCGAGCGGGUCAAGCUCGAGCGGGUGCUGGGUCUGACGGUGACGAGCAGCGCGGCGCUUGACUGCGACCCCAGCUCGGGCUUGGUCGCCUAUCCAGCCGGGUGUGUGCUGGUGUUAUACAACACACGCAAGAACCGGCAGCAGCACAUCUUGAAUGCAUCCAAGAAGACCAUCACGUGCUUGGCCUUCUCCUGGGAUGGCAAGUACCUGGCCACUGGCGAGUGUGGGCAUCAGCCUCAUGUGCGCAUCUGGGAUGUCGCUGAGAAGACCCAGGCAGCUGAGUUUCCGGGCCACAAAUUUGGCGUCACCUGCGUGGCAUUCUCUCCCAACCUCAAAUAUGUGGUGUCAGUGGGCACCCAGCACGACAUGGUGGUCAACGUGUGGGACUGGCGCAGCAACACCAAGCUGGCCUCCAACAAAGUGUCGGCCAAGGUCAAGGCAGUGUCCUUCUCCUCUGGCGGGCACUACUUCGUCACCGUGGGCAACCGCCACGUCAAGUUCUGGUACCUGGAAUACUCUCGGGGGACUAAGUACAAGCCUGAGCCCGUGCCGCUGAUGGGCCGGUCGGCCAUUCUUGGGGACCAACGCAACAACUACUUUUGUGGCGUGGCCUGUGGGCGGGGUGAGUGCCAGGGAAGCACCUUUGCCAUCACCCGGUCGGGCCUAUUGUGCGAGUUCAACAGCCGCCGCCUGCUCGACAAGUGGGUGGAACUCAGGAGCAGCUGUGCAAACUGCAUCACUGUGGGGCGGGACUGCCUGUUUGUGGGCUGUGCGGACGGUGUGGUGCGAUGCUUCAGUCCGUCGACGCUGCACUUCCUGGCAACGCUGCCGCGGCCCCACCCGCUAGGACUGGACUUGGCCCUCGCAACGGGAGUGGGGGGCGCCCCUCCUGUGGUUGUUGGAGGAAGCUCGGCCCCACCCCGGCACCCUCACACAGUGGCACUCUGCUUCGACGAGGUGCAUCGGCGGCUGACGUGUGUCUACAACGACCACAGCCUGUUUGUGUGGGACGUGGGCGACCUGAAGCGCAUUGGAAAGUGCCACUCCUACCUCUUCCACAGUGCCUGCAUCUGGGGCAUUGAGAACUACCCGGCCAGUGGAGAUCUGCUGCCAGCCGGCACGUUUCUUACCUGUUCGAGUGAUGACACGAUCCGAGUAUGGAACCUGGAUCGAGCGGCAGCUGGCAGUCGCAACAUCUACUGUCCCGAACUUCUCAGUAUCCUGUACAUGGAUCCAAACCUGACCUUCAUCUGUGAUGCCGACUUCCAAGGUGGCAGCAGUGACAAGGUGGACACAACAUACGAUGGCAAGAACGGCGUUCGCUGCCUCUGUAUCAGCCCGAACGGGAAACAGCUAGCCUCGGGCGACCGCACGGGCAACAUUCGAAUUCACCAGCUGCAAAGGACGGGUGCCCAAGAGGUCUGCAAGAUCGAAGCUCACGACUCUGAAGUGCUGUGCCUGGAGUACUCGGGGCCUCCGGACGAGGGUGGCAGGUUGCUGGCCUCGGGCAGUCGUGAUCGUUUCGUGCACCUCUUUGAUGUCGACCAGGACUAUGCCUUCCAGCAGACACUGGACGACCAUUCCUCCUCCAUCACAGCCGUGCGAUUUGUGCGGGGGACCCCGCCAGGCACGCUGCAGAUGAUUUCCUGCGGCGCUGACAAGUCAAUAGUUUUUCGUAAGGCACAACAGGCUCAGGGCCCACCGGUGUUCUCACGGAAACACCAUGUGGUGGGAAAAAGCACGCUUUAUGACAUGGAGGUCGAUAGCUCACAGGAGCAGGUGCUAGCCGCGUGCCAGGAUCGACAGGUGCGUGUCUAUGCACUGGCCUCCGGAAAGAACACACGCUGCUUCCGGGGAAGUCCUGCUGAGGAGGGCACGCUCAUCAAGGUGGCUUUGGACCCGACAGGCACGUACCUGGCCACCAGCUGCACGGACAAGACGUUGGCGCUCUACGAGUACAGCACGGGCGAGUGCCUGGCUUCGAUGCUGGGCCAUUCGGAGCUGGUUACUGGGCUGCGGUUUAGCCACGACGGUCGCCACCUCAUCUCGGUCUCUGGUGACAGUUGCAUCUUUGUGUGGCGGCUGCCCCCAGAGGUGAGCCAGGUGAUCUGCAGCAACCAGGCUGGUGUGCCCUUGCCCACCACAUGGCAGGAUGCAAGCGCUGCCCUGGAGGCCGAGCGAGACACGCGGUCGUCCUCUGUGGCCGUGGCACGGCCCUUGGUGUCUGGCAGCCCGCAGGAGGAGUCGUCUCCCGAGUACCGCUUCACGCUGGGGCCCCUGCCAUCGUGGGCCAAGAAGCAGAUGAUGGAGCAGCAGCAGCCAGCCAACAGCAAGCCUCCUGCUGCCGCACCACCUGUUCCACAACCCCGAGGCCGCUGGGCGCAGCGCUUUGAUGCAGCGCGUUCGCUAUUUGAGAACGGCAAGGAGCUCCCGUGUGGAGGUGCCCGGGAAGGCGACUCGAGUAGCGCAGCGAGUGGCAGUGUGCGCAUGGAAGACGGCGAUGCAGAGGACGAGCACUCGGACACGGAGGGCAGUGGUGGUGUCCUCUACCCUGUGCCCCAGGACGGAAACAGCACUGAGCCCGUGGGCAGCUUCCGGGUCACGGAGGCUGACCUGCCCCGCCGGCGCCCACACCGACGUGUCUACAACAGUACCCCAGAUCUGCAGAGUGAGGCCAACAGCGAGGAUGAAGACUCAAGCAGUACAGCCGAGCUUCGACCUCUGUCAAUGUGUGUCAGCACCGAAAACCUGGACAAGCUGGGCCAGCGGGAGCACUUCAUGCGUGCCAACUACGAGAGUCUCGAGCAGCCGGUGACACCCCCAGUCCCUGGCGUCGCAGGGCCCAGCCCUGGCACCCGCUCGAGCCUGUCUGCUCGCCACCACCGGCCAGAGAGCUCUACGCUGGGCUCGUCGGGCAGUAGCCGUAGACGCGAAGAACUAGCCCAAGCCCUCAACCAGGCACGGCAGAAGUUGAACGCUCUGGGCUGGUGCAGCAGCAAGAGCAGCGGCGACCUGUUGGCAACCAACCCCGAGGAGAACCUCAUCCGCCGCACUGCCUCCAUGACCGACAUCUCGUCCAGACGUCGGCUUACCUACUCCUCAGGUGACUCGGUCGGCCUCUGGUCCCAGCAACAGCAGCAGCAACAGCAGCCUCAGCAACAUCAACAGCCGCAGCAGCAGCAGCAGCAGCAUCUGUCACCCUUGCAAGGCAUGCUGCGCAGUGCCAGCCUCGGGGCCCUGCACAUGGCUGGUAGGCGGGUGCCGCCAGUGCAGGUGUCGGACGACUCUUCUUCCUCUUCGGACAAUGAGUCGACAGUCAAGGGCCCCACCCAGGUGGUGACCCCAAGUAGCGGACGCGAGUGGGGCGGACGUGGCCACGAGAAUCCGCGCGCCCUGGUGGAGCCCAUGCUCCAUGGGGGCCGUGGAGGGGGAGCAGCCACGCCGGGCACACCGCGGCCUCUGCCCCCAAAUCCGGCCGUGGCCCCUCUCACUCGGGAGCUUUGCGAGCGCGUUGCCCAGGAGCUGGCACGCAUCACUUCCUAUGCCAUCCACGUCUUUCAGAGGGUGACCAUGGAUGUGGACUUGGCCCCAGCUGACCGGUCCGCCAUGACCAACACCCUGGCCCACGGUGUGCUGCAAGCUCAGCAGAACCUGCGGCCAGCAGCACCUACGCCACUUUUGGCACCACCGGGAGCGGCUCCCCUGUGGUCAGCACCGCCAGCUGAGCCACCCGUCUUCCAGCAGUUUCCAGCUGCACGGCGUUUUGCCACUGCCGAACCUGCACCUCCCGCCCCUCCCCCCCUGGCACCCAUGGGUGGUCCCCUCAAUCAGUCGAGCUCGGACCUCAACGCGCUGCUGCAGCAGUACUCGGAGCAGCUCAUGAAGAUGGUCAAGGAGCAGAUGGCCAAAGGCGACAGCAAGCCCAGUGAUUCCACAUGACUCUUUUAGACGAAGCCAUUUUUAUUUUAUUUUAUUCUAUUGCUGCCAAUAAAGGGCUUUCAGCUGGUGA